This is a messenger RNA of Syngnathoides biaculeatus (alligator pipefish), 6811 nucleotides long. It is a transcript of the gene xrn1, whose product is annotated as 5'-3' exoribonuclease 1. The record is from RefSeq and is a predicted model, not a curated record. Lineage: Eukaryota; Metazoa; Chordata; Actinopteri; Syngnathiformes; Syngnathidae. Gene Ontology annotation, biological process: rRNA catabolic process; nuclear-transcribed mRNA catabolic process. Gene Ontology annotation, molecular function: RNA binding; 5'-3' RNA exonuclease activity. The coding region runs from base 168 to 5201 and encodes 1677 amino acids. The transcript is spliced from 40 exons. Gene Ontology annotation, cellular component: nucleus.
CGGAACCAAAGCAGACAACACGGCGUGUUGAUUUAGUAGACGUACCACGGACGGCUAGCAAGAUAGCGGCCAUUGGAAACCAAACUGGUUUCCACUUGCGCAACUAAAUUCAACGUACUCUAUUAGUUUUGUCUAUCAGACAAAAAAUAUUCAGUGUUACGGUGAAUAUGGGUGUCCCGAAGUUUUAUCGAUGGAUUUCAGAGCGUUACCCUUGCCUGAGUGAAGUUGUCAAGGAACAUCAGAUUCCAGAAUUUGACAAUCUCUAUUUAGACAUGAAUGGGAUCAUUCAUCAGUGUUCUCACCCAAAUGAUGAGGACGUUCACUUCCGCAUCUCUGAAGAGAAGAUUUUUGGAGACAUUUUCCAUUACCUGGAGGUGCUUUUCAGGAUCGUCAAGCCACGGAAGGUCUUUUUUAUGGCCGUUGAUGGUGUGGCACCAAGGGCAAAGAUGAACCAGCAGAGAGGACGUAGAUUCCGGUCUGCCAAAGAAGCAGAAGACAAAAUAAAAAAAGCUCUGGAUAAAGGAGAGGUAUUGCCUACAGAAGCUCGCUUUGACUCAAACUGCAUCACUCCAGGCACUGAGUUCAUGGUGAGACUCCAAGAGCAGCUGAAGUAUUUUGUCCACAACAAGCUCUCUACGGACAAACUUUGGCAGAAUGUCAAAAUCUAUUUAUCAGGACAUGAGACCCCUGGUGAGGGAGAGCAUAAGAUCAUGGAAUUCAUACGUUCAGAGACUGCGAGGCCGGAUCAUGACCCCAACACACGCCACUGCUUAUAUGGACUGGAUGCUGACCUGAUCAUGUUAGGUUUGACCAGCCAUGAGCCAAAUUUCUCCUUGCUCAGAGAAGAGGUCCGCUUCGGAGGGAAAAAAUCCCAGAAAAGGAUAACUGCUCCAGAAGAGACAACUUUCCAUUUGCUUCACCUGUCUCUUAUGAGGGAAUACAUUAACUAUGAGUUCUCGAUGGUGAAGAAUAAGAUGGGCUCGGAUUAUGACUUGGAGAAGAUAAUAGAUGACUGGAUACUUAUGAGCUUCCUAGUUGGGAACGACUUCAUACCUCACCUUCCUCAUCUUCACAUUAAUCACGAUGCGCUGCCGUUGUUGUAUAAGACUUACACCCAUGUUCUGCCCAGCCUUGAUGGAUAUCUGAACGAGAGUGGUCACCUUAACCUUGGAAACUUUGAGAAAUACUUGGAGAAACUCUCUGAGUUUGACCGUGAACAUUUCAAUGAUGUAUUUGUGGACUUGAAGUGGUUUGAGAGUAAAGUUGGGAACAAGUACGUGAAUGAGGCGGCCGGCCGAGCAGCAGAGAAAGAAGCUGCCAAUAAACUCACCAACAAACAAGAGUAUUCCUCUCUCCCUCUGGCAGCGUUUACCUCACCUGAUAAAGUAUUAGAAAGUGGAAAAGGACCUGCUGUCGGGGAUGAUGAUGAAGAUGAUUUAUUUGAGACAGAGUUCAAACAGUACAAACGCACAUACUAUAUGACCAAGAUGGGGGUGGACGUAGUGUCUGAUGAUUUUCUAUCAAAGCAGGCCAAAAGCUACGUUGAAGGCAUCCAGUGGAUUCUCCAUUAUUACUACCAUGGGGUUAAAUCCUGGGCCUGGUAUUACCCCUACCACUAUGCACCAUUCCUGUCUGACAUCAGAAAUAUUUCAGAAUUGAAGUUGACGUUUGAUCUUGGGAAACCCUUUAUGCCAUUUCAGCAACUCUUAGCAGUCCUGCCUGCUGCCAGCAUGGAGCUGUUGCCUGAAUGUUACAGGCACCUGAUGACCAGUGAAAUGUCACCCAUUAUCGAUUACUAUCCUACAGACUUCAAAACAGACCUCAAUGGAAAACAGCAAGAAUGGGAGGCCGUAGUGCUCAUUCCCUUCAUUGAUGAGAGGUGUUUGUUAGCAGCCAUGGAGAGCUGCAAUUAUAAAUUGACAAAAGAAGAGAAAGCCAGGAAUCAUCACACAGAGUGUGGUCUAUAUACAUAUGAUGAUGAAAAAGACUUCACAUACCUCUCAACUAUUCCUCAGCUCUUCCCAAAUAUCAUCCACUGCCAUGUCAGGAAAGAAAACAUUGCCAUGGAUGCCUGGAAAGUUCCACUGAACCACAUUGGCAGGAGCGUGGAUCAUUCAGCUCUGUAUUUCUGUGGGUUCCCCACACUGCAUCACAUAAAACACAAGUUUUCUAUGAAGAAGAGUGGGGUGAUGGUAUUCCAGCAGAGUAGCAGAGGUGAAAAUAUGAUAUUAGAGAUCCUUCCCACCCUGGAAAAACAAUUGCUUUGUGAUGAUGUUGCCGAACAAGUCCUGGGGAAGUCGGUGUUUGUCAACUGGCCACAUCUAGAGGAAGCCCGCAUCAUUGCCGUGUCAGAUGGAGAGACCAAGUUGUCUGUAGAAGAACCACCAGGGAUCCCAAGAGACUACCACAGGCCUUCCACCCCAUCACCCAUCAGAGUCACUAUCCUCUCCGACAAGGAGCAGAGGGACUGGUUGAAAGACAUCCAAGGAAUAACAGAACACUACCUAAAGAGGAAAGGCAUCAUCGUGACUGAAACAACAGUGGUUCUAUAUGGACAGAUGCUGACAGGAAGAAAAUACAUCCCCAAAUCAAAUGGUGUGGUUGAGUUGGAGAAACAGUGGGCGAAGCAAGUCCUUCCUUUCGCCUACCAGACUGUGGUCAAGGACAUUAAGGCCUUUUAUUCAUCUUUGACCUGCUUUGAGAGCCUGGAAGACCUCUAUCCUCCACUAACCACCGUUUUCAUGGUGGGACACCCUUAUUAUUCUGCCAUGGGCGAGGUGCAAGAUUCAAGUGAUGUUAUCAAAGAUGGUCGUGUACAUGUGGUUUUCAAUGUGCCACAUGAGCCCCAACUAGAAGUCCUAAUCCAAAACCAGCAUAAGUACUCUGUGAAGUACAGCCCUGGGUACAUUGUGGCAUCCCGUCUCGGUAUCAGCAGUUACCUUGUGUCUCGCUUCUCUGGAAGUAUUUUUAUUGGUAGAGGAUCCAAAAAGAAUCCAUGUGGGGAGCAAAAAGCUAAUGUUGGCCUGAACCUGAAGUUCAACAAGAAGAAUGAGGAGGUUCCUGGAUACACAAAGAGGACUGAGAAGGAAUGGCUUUACUCUGCGGCUGUGGAGGAGCUUUUAACUGAAUACUUGGAAAAAUUUUCUGAGGUAUUUGACAUGGUCUCCAGAAACGGACAAGAUGAUGUGUUCUAUGAAGAUGACAUUUGGCCUGGAGAAGAACACAAUGGAGCAGAAAAGGUGGCUGAAAUCACUGCAUGGUUGAAAAGUCACCCCGUCAGCUCCAUCUGCAGAGCGUCAUGUGACUUACAAGUGCUGGACGUUGCAAUUGUGGAGAAAAUUGAGGAGGCUGUGGAGAAAACCAAGGUGAAGAAGAGUACGAAGAAAGUUCGUGUCACUGUCAAGCCACAUCUCCUGUUUAGGCCCUUGGAGCAACAACAGGGUGUGAUCCCAGACCCUGAUGCAAAGUAUUACCUGUUUGAUCGGGUCAUCAAUGUGAGAGAGAGCUUCACUGUCCCAUUGGGUCUCAGAGGCACUAUUAUUGGCAUUAAAGGAGCUGGGCGUGAUGAUGAGGUUCUCUACGAGGUACUGUUUGAUGAAGAAUUCACUGGAGGACUUAACAUCAGGUGUACAUCAAAUCGUUGUUACCGCCUGCCGCCAUGUGCUCUAAUUAACCUGUCUCAUGGUUCCCGACUGGAUCCCACAUUCCACAAACUCACUGCCAUUGUCAAACCUCAGCCUUCUUCUGCCAGCAAUUUAAAGUCACAUCUUCAUCUGGCCAGCCUUAACUACUCACCACGUUCGCCCUUUACAUCCACACAACACAACAACAAAACCAGUGGGAUAAAGCCAACCUACCAAGGCAGCAAAAACUUUAUGUCUAAGGCUCACAUCGAGAAACAACAGGCCAAGAAUAAAGAGGAGUAUGCAAAUGUGUGGGAGUCUCUGCAAGACUCUACCCCUCCCCGCAAACCUCCUGGUCACUGGCAAAAUAAUGCCUCUGUUGGUGUCAUUAGAUUGUUAAGGAAAAAUGAAGAUCCCCUUUCCCUUAUACCUCAGCAGAACACAGUCAAGACGUCAUCUGAAUUGGAGGACUUGAUAGCCAGCCUUAAUAUUUCCAAGGACAGCCAACAGACUCCUGCAAAUCUUCCUUCACCCCCUUCACAAACACCCACCACCCAGUCAGAUGUGUCACCGCAAUCCUUUGCCAUGAAGGGCACCAUGGUGUUGAAAGAAAUGCUGAAGAUUGAAUGCCCUGGAACAGGAGACUCCUCUCCUCAGGAAACUGCCAAAAUCAAAAAACAAAACAAGAAGAGAAAAUCAAAACAAUUAGCGGCACGAAUGAACGUUCCCCUUGGAGAUGCAGUAGAAUUCUCAUCUCCUGUGGAUGUUGACCAGUCCAGCACUUUAAUGGGCAGUAAAGUCUCAGAGCUGGCUUGUGUAUGUCACACUUUAGGCAUGGCAUCACCAGAGUUCAGCUAUAUUCACAACAGACAGGGUGUGGCGCUAUGUCAGGUUAAGCUGUCCAAUGGUUUGACUGUCCAUGGGCCUUGGUGUCAGUCAGAAAAUGACGCAAAGGAGAAAGCUGCCUUCUUUGCCUUACAAAGACUGAAUUCGCUCGGGUCAGGCUUCCCUCUUCAACCCCCUCUGGUCCAUGGAAUGGGAUCGACGCAGCCUCCGGCCAUCAGAACCAUCCCUUCAGUCUUCAACCAGCCAAGCGGCUUGCUGAUGACUCCACGGAAUUGUGCUUCUGCCCCUAUCUGGGGAAUGCCUCUGCCUCCUCACAACCACCACCAGAAUCCACGAUUCUAUGGAGCCGCAGGAACAUUCACCGGUCCUGUGCGGCCACAACCGGUCACAACUUUUCCUAUGGGCUCGCAUCACCAGUUCAUUCCAUUACAGGUGACGAAGAAGCGAGUGUCAGCCAACAAGAACCGCCAAGAUACCAAAGAAUUUUACUCCACUAACCAAAUUGUGGCCAGGAAUCAAGCCCAGAAAGCGCAGGACAGGCCUCCUAGCCAAUCACAAACACUGAGUCAAACCGUCAGAAAAGACCCCUAUCCAACAGCGACAGCAGACACUGUUCCCAUGACAACGACCACCCCACGGCAAAAUAGGGUGGCCACAGGCUACACCACUGGUUCUGCCUCCAAAAGGAAACACAGGAAGUUGGCUGUUAACUUCAAAGCAGCUCAACUCUGAGCAAAUGAGCUAGUUGAGUACCAGGGCAUGUGCGCUGACCUCUGCUGCAUAUUGCAGUUCUUCUGUUGACCGAUUGACUACCAAUCACACUCUUGUGAAAUUAAAAAUGAGAUUUUACCAACAAAAAAAGUUACUUUGGUUUUUACCUCCAAAUCUUCGAGAUGGUGUGGUAACCUUUGACAAGAACAUAGUGUACAUGUGUAUGUGUAGCAACAGGGACAAAACUGAAAAAUAACUUGAGAUGUUUGUUUGACGUUGUCCCUUGAGGAGCUGUGGCAGCUUGUCUAUUUGGUUGUUUGGUCACAGAAACUGCCUGCCCGCAUUGGAUUUUUAGCUCAAAAUUAGCGUCUUAGUACUUAAAGACUGAUUUAAAUACAUAGCACACUAUUUUGUAAUGGUGUGUUCUUGCAUUAAGAAAAAUAAUUCCAUUGCACCUUGGUGAUAAUUUCCUCUUCAGUCUAUUUACUUAAGUGGCUGAUUUUUUUUUAUUUAUUUUUUUUUUAAAUAAUUGUAUCGAUUUGGCUGCCUCUCCCAAAAUCAAAGUUGUGCAUAUUGUAAUAAUUGUUUAUCAUGACAAAGUUCCAACUUCACUUAAGAUGAUUCAGUUUUUUUUUUUUUUAUAACUUUUUUAUAGAAUUGGACACUUUUUAAGAGCCCAUGUUUUGAGCAACCCAUCUUCAGACAUUUACUUUCAGUAUAAUGGAGCUAAUGUAGUACAAAUGCAAGAAAAUAUUUUUCAACCCUCCUGUCCUCAUAUGUACAUUUUGUAGGUUUCUUAACAUUUUUUCUUUAUUUUUUUCAAGUUGUAUAGUUGAAGUGAACAUGUAAGACUAGUAAUCAAUUUCUUUGUCAACUAAUGCAUUUAUAUGUUGGUGAAAGUUGUUCCUUUUGGCAGCCAGCAUGAAUAUUAUAUGCUGAUCGUGUGGUGAUGGUGUUGUUUAUUUCACCUGCAAUUAAAGCAAACUUCUAUAGCUCAGUGUUUACAUUAUAAUCACAUUGCGUAAGAUAAUUUUAGAAACAUUCUUAUAGUAUGAGUCUUUGUAAAGGUCUUGGUUGAUAAUAGAAAUCUGUAGGGAAAUUUAACAGUAAUUCAAUUAGUCAAUUUCCUUUUUGGAUUUUAUGGAUGGCCUUUUAUAAAUAGGACUGUACAGUCUACAACUUUCCUUUAACAAGAGGUAACAAGUUGUUUGUGUUGACGCUGCAGUGAUAACGCUGUCCUCAUCAUGUGUGACAUUUCUUGCCUAUGUUUUUGUUCUACAUCUAUGACAAUUGUUUGUCGAAUGUUGAAGUUUGGACUGGCUUGGUUCAAAAUAUCAUGGUUUAAUUAGAUAUGGAAAGUCAACCAUGUCACUUUUUGUGGAUGUACAUUUUUCUACCUAGUGUUUGAAACUGGUUAGAAAAAUGUUGUAUUCCGUUUUAAUUUAAAAACUUCUGUGCUGUACGACAUUUGUAGGAAAACACUAACUGCUUCUUUUUGGCACAGGGACUAUCCAUGUACUGCCAUUUCUUUUACUUUGGUGUGUACGAAGUUAAGAAACUGAUGAUUAACAAGUAUAGAUGUGACAUGGGAGUCUACCUUCCAAAAUAAAGCAUUAUUUUCUUCAAAGUUA